CUUUCUCUUCCCCUUUUUUUUCAGCCGUAGCUGCCAGUCCACAGCCCACACCAGUUCCUUCUGCUGGCCGCCGCAGCCCGCCAUAGUAGGUCCUUUCGCCGACAGCCGCCACCAGUCCAUCCACGUUGCAGUUUCUCUCGUCUUCGUUGUGUCCAGCACAGCCACACGGGGUAGAUCUUUCUCCAUUCUCUAGCCACCUCACCUGAAUGGUGACGUUCGUGUUUUAGAUGUUACUGUCGCUGGGUUCAUGUUGCAUCCGUUGACUUGACGUUACUGUUGUUUGUGUUCAAGCUUGCUCAAAGAAAUUUCUCUAAAGGGUUCCUAAGAACGUUCAUCCUCGCACAGAUAUGCCUUCAAAGGGAAAGAAGAACUCAAAGACGCUCUCUAGAUUGUCUAACUCGAACAAAUCUCAAUCACCUYURCCACGGUUGGCGAUACCUCMUGCCUCUSAAGUUGGUGAAGAUGAUUUUGUUUCCUCCAYUGAAGAAGCUUCAAGUAAAUAUCCUUCUUUGAUCGGUAAAUCYGCGUUCAUUGGGAGAGUUACUAAUGCUCCARUCCAAUCUGGUGGUUGUAAAGUUUGGCUUUCUGAAUCUUCUAUGGUUGCUUCUAGCUUCACCCAAGGAGCUAUYGUCUCGGUAGCACUUGCUUCUGUAGAAGGGAGCAAUUUAGAAGGUUUUCCUCUUUCCUCAUUUGCAGAUGAAUGUAGUAGACACUUUGGGAUUGAUUAUGAAGAUUCUUUAACCAAUGAAGUGGGAAAUUACUUUGCUCUUGCGAGAAUUUUUUCUUCUAAUAAGGAGUUAAAUGAUGGAGUGCAAUUAUCAACAAAUCUCUCAUACACCUUGGGUUGUCCUAGAUCAGGCCGUGUUGUGUUUAUAUUUCCUUUAAAAAACCACCCAUGCAAUGGUAAGUUAAAUGAAAUUGGGAAAUUAAAGAGCACAGACGUUGAAUCUCUGAGAAUAUAUAAUUGUAAGGAACUGUUCUUGGAGCUGGCUUCUUCUUCCAAUAUAUCCACAAAAGACAACAACUUAUUCUCUUCCUCCUCUAUUUAUUUAAGAAAGGUUCAUGAUCGUGGUGAAAAUGGUAAUUUAUCAUCACCAAGUACUGGGAUGUCUGCAUCUCCAAAUUGUGAUGACAUGGURUCAAAUUUACCURUGGAGAGUCCUUGYGAUCACUCACUUAUUAAGGARGCCUUAGGARAUGAUAAUGUUAAAAAAACUCUGCAGACRAUUGCUUCCAAUGAGUUGUAUAAACGUUGUUUGCUCCGUGGAAAUCUUGUAACUAUCCCAGUGCUUUCAGAUCUUUGUACAUUCCAUGUGAGGGGUGGUAAAGGACCAUCAGCAUAUGAUGACUCUUAUAAUUCCGUGUGCAAUGGAAGUAUCAAUCAUUCUCAACCUUCUAUGUCAAAUGAAUAUGUGGAUUAUGCUUUCAAAAUAGACCAGCUGACAAAAGUAUUUAUAAAUGUUMAAUCAACUACAGUCUCGGAGACAGUGCAAGAUAGAGUUUUAUCGAAUGUGGAAUCUCAAAAUCUAAAUAUUACAGCUAAAGCAAAGCGUAAAGUUUCAAAAUUGGGCGGUCUUUCUAAAGAAUAUUCAGUUUUAAAGGAUAUUAUAAUUGCCUCAUCAUUAAAUGGCACUGUGUCAAGCCUUGGUUUACGAACUAUGAAGGGAGUACUUCUCCAUGGUCCUCCUGGUACUGGAAAAACUUCCUUGGCUCAGUUAUGUGCUCAUGAUGCUGGUGUCAACUUAUUCUAUUUGAAUGGACCUGAAAUUAUAAGUCAAUAUCAUGGGGAAAGUGAACAGGCCUUGCAUGAAGUUUUCGAGUCGGCAAGCCAAGCUACACCUGCUGUGAUAUUAAUUGAUGAGUUGGAUGCUAUUGCGCCGGCAAGAAAAGAUGGAGGUGAAGAGCUGUCUCAAAGAAUUGUUGCUACAUUGCUUAAUCUGAUGGAUGGGAUCAAUCGAAGUGGUGGGCCACUUGUAAUUGCUUCUACGAAUAGGCCUGAUAGCAUUGAGCCUGCGCUAAGGCGGCCUGGGAGACUUGAUCGAGAAAUUGAAAUUGGUGUGCCAUCUCCCAAUCAACGGUUGGAUAUUCUACAAAUAAUUCUAAGUGAAAUGAAGCACUCUCUGUCAGACCUGCAAGUUCAACAUCUAGCUACGGUUACACAUGGUUUUGUGGGUGCUGAUUUGGCUGCCCUUUGCAAUGAGGCAGCCUUAGUUUGUAUAAGGCGUUAUCAUAAGUUUACCAAGGUGGAGGAUGAAGGCUAUUUUGAUGAUGUGAUUUUAGAACCUAUUCUCUCUAAAGAUGAAAAAAGUAUCUCAGGGGUUUGCUCAAAAUUUGCAUCUUCAUCCCUUUCUGACGAAGUGGUAGCCGAUAAUGCAGAUAUUUAUAACUAUUCUGGAAUCAGGUGUAGGUUGAAGAUUGUUUUUGAAGAUUUUGAGAUGGCUAGAAUGAAAGUGAGGCCUAGUGCUAUGCGAGAGGUCAUACUUGAGGUACCAAAGGUAAAAUGGGAAGAUAUUGGUGGACAAAGGGAGGUUAMGAUUCAAUUAAUGGAAGCAGUAGAAUGGCCUCAAAAACAUCAAGAUGCAUUCAAGCGAAUAGGGACUCGACCUCCAACAGGAGUGUUAAUGUUUGGUCCUCCUGGAUGCAGCAAAACCCUCAUGGCACGUGCUGUAGCUUCUGAAGCAGGACUAAAUUUCCUUGCAGUAAAAGGCCCAGAACUUUUCAGUAAAUGGGUUGGUGAAUCUGAGAAGGCUGUUAAAUCUCUAUUUGCUAAGGCAAGAGCUAAUGCACCAUCAAUAAUAUUUUUUGAUGAAAUUGAUGGUCUUGCUGUCAUUCGUGGGAAGGAAAGUGAUGGAGUUUCUGUCUCUGAUAGAGUUAUGAGUCAACUUCUUGUUGAAUUGGAUGGUUUACAUCAGAGAGUUGGUGUUACUGUCAUUGCUGCUACCAAUCGGCCAGAUAAGAUUGAUCCAGCCCUUCUUAGGCCAGGACGUUUUGAUCGGCUGCUAUAUGUUGGGCCCCCAAAUGAAUCUGAACGAGAAGAGAUAUUUCGUAUCCAUUUGUGCAGAGUUCCGUGCAGCCGAGAUGUCAGUACAAGGAAGUUAGCUUCUCUUACUCAAGGCUGUUCAGGGGCUGACAUAUCAUUAAUUUGUAGAGAAGCAGCUUUAUUAGCCCUUGAGGAGAACCUUGAGGCUUCAAAAAUAAAUAUGUUGCAUUUAGAAACUGCUGUUAGACACGUGAAGCCAUCUGAAACUGAACCUUAUCAAGAGUUAUCAUCCAAGUUUCAAAGACUUGUUUGUUCUACAUCACAAGGAACUGAUGUAGUGUAUCAGCAGUGCGCAAGACAAUCUAACUGGCUUUCUAAAUGGUCCCUUGUAAAAUCUACUUUGUCGCUCUUCUCUCGGUUUCCAGCUCGUGUUCRUCACAYGCUCGAAGGCUUCAAAUGAGUAGCAAAAAAUUGGGUGCUCCAGCAAACUCAAUCAUGAACAAGGUUUCUUACAAGGGUUUUCUCAAAUACUGAGGUYGGACAAUGUGAUUGCAACACACAUUCUUUUUUAAGAYRAUGUUUAAUCUGCURUCCCCUCAAGUAUGAAGAUACCAUUUAUAACACAUUGUGUGCUCGCAUGAUUUCAUUCACCAUGUUCCUUGAAAAUAUCCUGCUCUGGAGGUGCGCAUUCAUUUUCUUUCUUUACAGAUUCUUGUUCAWUUUUCUUUUUUGAGCAUAUAGUUUCUAGUUUGAAAUGUAUCGACUCUCUUUCUCUCCUUCUGGUCAUUUUGUGUUG
Molecule: messenger RNA, 3776 nt
Organism: Momordica charantia (bitter melon)
Lineage: Eukaryota; Viridiplantae; Streptophyta; Magnoliopsida; Cucurbitales; Cucurbitaceae
Source: RefSeq, a predicted model, not a curated record